UCAUUACUGAUAGGCCUGACUUCCAAAAACAGCAGGGAGACCCUUCCAUCUCCCCUCAUUUAGUGAUUGCUAUUUUUUUAGAUGAAAGUUUCUGAGGUGAAAUUGAAGUUUAAGAAAUUAGUUUAGGGAAAUUUUUCUAAAGUCUAGUCUGCUUCUCCAAGGGCCUAUUGUGUAUUUGUUGAUCAGAGGUGCUUACCCUUCACUUAGGCCAAAUCUCAGUGCCUGGGGUCUUUUCUGAGGUCCCCUCAAGAUGUCUAGGAUUUAGAUGUAGUAGAUGUCUACUUUACCUUUUAAUUUUUGCUGCUGGGGUUUCCCACAGCCUGUGUCUUUUGCUCUAAGGUUCUAUAAAGCCUAUGAUUCUCCUUGAUUUCUUUUCUAAGAUGGCUUUGCAUCUUAGAGGUGUGCUGAAAAUUCAUCUAUUUCAAUUUCUGGAAUUACUUUCUCCUGUCAAUUGCAAUGAUAAUUUAUUGAAGAUCUCAAGAGGCAAUAACAUAUUUUCUAGGCUAUGGAAAGAGAUUUCCUAUUCAGCCUCAUUUCAUUUUAUUCAGUGACUUCAAAGACGUCUCACACUUAGUCUAGGGUUUUGAUUAAUUUAGCUGUAGUCUAACAUAAUUAGUAUCAAAUCUAAAAUGAAAUCCAUUGGUUUCAACUUCACAUUUACACAUACAUCAUAUCAUGAUCAUAUCCUUAGAUCUCAGAUUUUUCCUCUUUUCUUUCACAUCUGGAUCAUCUUUGGAGCAUUUGAUUCCUCCCUAAAUGACAAGAUUCAGUUUCCUUCUCUUUACCAAAUGGCCCCCAAGGACUCUUCCCUUCAUAAAGGUAUGGUCAGAUUGAUGACUCAUUUUGAAUGGACAUGGGUAGCUCUGGUGAUAGCAGAUAAUCUGAGAGGUGAGGAAUUUCUUCUGGAACUGACCCAAGAGAUGGCAAAUAAUGGGGUCUGUGUGUCCUUCACAGAGAAGAUCCCUGUCAGUGAGAGAAGGCACACGGAAUCGCAUAUGGCAUUCAUGCCCAGGAUCAUGGCAUCAGCAACCAGAGUGAUUUUCAUUCAUGGUGACACAGAUUCAUUAAUGAUCUUGAGAUAUUCACAACUUCCUUUUCUCCCAAAUUGGAAGGUGUGAGUUGCCACCUCUCAGUGGGACAUUACCAUGAGACCCCAAUAUAUUGAUAGUUAUAAUUUUCAUGGAGCACUUACAUUUUCACACUUAACAAGUGAAGUUCCAAGUUUUAAGCCUUUUCUCAGAACAGUGAACCCUGCUAAAUACUCAGAAGACAUUGUACUAAAAGAAUUUUGGCACUCAACAUUCAGAUGUAUGGAUGAAUCCGAAAAACUGAAACAAGAAGAAUGUUCACUAAAUGCUUCCUUGGAAACUUUGCCUUUGCUUUACUUUGACAUGACCAUGUCUGAAAUGAGUUCCAUUCUCUAUAACAGUGUCUAUGCUGUGGCUUGGACCCUGAAUGAAAUGUUCCUGGUGAAAUCAGAAAAGAUGUAUUUUUUUUUUUUUUUGAAGAAUAGCAAAGAUGCCAGUGUCACUAAUCUUAGAAUAUUUUGUUUUGAAAAGAAGAUAUGUCAGACUUUAGUAAAGACAAAGCAUUUUAUACUUGACUCUGGAGUUUAUCAUCACUGCAAUUUAUUUUAUAGGGGACUAUAAAGUCAGAUUUGAAAUUUAGGAAAAUUACUUUAAUUUUAG
Messenger RNA from Sarcophilus harrisii (Tasmanian devil), 1688 nucleotides. RefSeq names its product vomeronasal type-2 receptor 26-like. The record is from RefSeq and is a predicted model, not a curated record. Gene Ontology annotation, biological process: G protein-coupled receptor signaling pathway. Gene Ontology annotation, cellular component: membrane. Lineage: Eukaryota; Metazoa; Chordata; Mammalia; Dasyuromorphia; Dasyuridae. Gene Ontology annotation, molecular function: G protein-coupled receptor activity. The transcript has a single exon.